Messenger RNA from Pseudopipra pipra, 3420 nucleotides. RefSeq names its product galactosamine (N-acetyl)-6-sulfatase (gene GALNS). The record is from RefSeq and is a predicted model, not a curated record. Lineage: Eukaryota; Metazoa; Chordata; Aves; Passeriformes; Pipridae. The transcript is spliced from 13 exons. Gene Ontology annotation, molecular function: N-acetylgalactosamine-6-sulfatase activity; arylsulfatase activity. The coding region runs from base 48 to 1430 and encodes 460 amino acids.
GUCACGUGUCCCGCCGCGGGUCACGUGGUGCGCGGGGGCCCGUUGCCAUGGCGAGCGCGGCGCUGCGGCCGCUGUGCCUGUGCUGGGCCCUGGGACCCGCCGCCGCCGCCCCCAACAUCCUCCUGCUCCUCAUGGACGACAUGGGUUGGGGGGAUUUAGGGGCUUUUGGAGAGCCUUCUAAGGAAACUCCUAACCUGGACCAGAUGGCUGCAGAAGGGAUGCUGUUCCUGGAUUUUUAUACUGCCAACCCCUUGUGCUCUCCCUCAAGGGCAGCGCUGCUGACGGGCCGACUCCCAGUCAGGAAUGGCUUUUACACCACCAAUGCACAUGCCAGAAAUGCAUACACACCACAGGAUAUAGUAGGAGGAAUCCAAGAUUCUGAAUUACUGCUUCCAGAGCUCCUGAAGAAAGCUGGGUACAUCAAUAAGAUCAUUGGCAAAUGGCACUUGGGGCACCGGCCUCAGUUCCACCCCUUGAAACACGGGUUUGACGAAUGGUUUGGUUCCCCAAACUGCCAUUUUGGACCUUAUGAUAACAGAGAGCUCCCCAACAUCCCUGUGUAUAGGGACUGGGAAAUGAUUGGCAGAUACUACGACGAUUUCAAAAUUGAUCUGAAGACGGGCGAAGCCAACUUGACUCAGCUCUACCUGCAGGAAGCUCUCGAUUUUAUUAGCAAGCAGCAGGCCAACCAGCAGCCUUUCUUUUUAUACUGGGCAAUUGAUGCUACCCACGCUCCUGUUUAUGCCUCCAAACAGUUCCUGGGCACCAGUCAGAGAGGACUGUAUGGGGAUGCUGUGAGAGAAAUUGAUGAUAGCAUUGGAAAAAUCCUGAGACACCUCCAGCAGCUGGGGAUCAGUGAGAACACCUUCGUGUUUUUCACCUCGGAUAACGGGGCCGCUCUCAUUUCAGCUCCCAAACAAGGAGGAAGCAAUGGGCCUUUUCUGUGUGGCAAACAAACCACCUUUGAGGGUGGCAUGAGAGAGCCGGCGAUUGCUUGGUGGCCUGGCCAUAUCCCUGCAGGAGGGGUCAGCCAUCAGCUGGGCAAUGUGAUGGAUCUGUUCACCACCAGCCUCUCCCUGGCGGGUCUCCAGCCUCCCAGUGACAGACAGAUUGAUGGCAUCGACCUUUUACCUGUCAUGUUACAGGGCAAACUAAUUGACAGGCCCAUAUUCUAUUAUCGUGGCAACGAGAUGAUGGCGGUGAGAGUUGGGCUUUACAAAGCUCACUACUGGACCUGGAGCAACUCCUGGGAGGAGUAUGGCAAGGGCACUGAUUUCUGUCCUGGGCAGAGUGUCUCUGGAGUGACAACACACACACAGGAGGAACACACUUACCUGCCACUGCUGUUCCACCUGGGAAGGGACCCUGGGGAGAAGUUCCCAUUAAGGGAAUGUAACAAACCCUGCCUUGCAGCCCAGUCCUGCAUAUGAAUUCAAGAAAGGAUGGGACUCCAGGUAGGAGAGGUUCCCAGCUCCCUUAACAACUCAGACUGAUUACCAUGAGGUAAUUAUCCCCAUUUUACAUGCAAAUUCUAGGCACUCUUGCAGAUUUUGUCUCAAAAUGCACUUGCUUAGGGCUGGAGGCAGUUUUAACCCCUGUGCAGUCAGCAAAUACUUCACAAAUCUGUGGAUAUGGGAUCUUGGGGCACACUCUGGAGCUAAACAGAAAUGUCUGAGAAAAAAACAGAGCUUAUCAGAGCCAGGAAUAGGGAUCUCCAUGGGGCCAAGGCAGGAAAACCAACCCCCAUGGAAUGAGGAUCUCCAUGGGAUCAGGACAGGAAAACCAACACCCACAGCUCAGCAUCUCAGUGGAUGACUCCAGCUUCAGGUGAAGUCCUGGUGCCAUCCUGCAGGCAUUGCACUCCCCAGCCUCACAGGGAGACUUCACAAACCUUUGGAAAAGGAAGACAAUCCAUGUGUUCAUCGAGGCACCUGAAGAUGAUCCAUGAUGAUGUCCCAGUGUUGACUGACUCGAGGUCAUCGCUGUUGUGUGUGGCACUACAAGGAAGACACCUGCAAUCAGAUCUGGUUUAAACUGGUGUCAACAGGUUGAGCCAUCUUAAGAGCACAUUAAGGCCUACUGAGGUUUAUAGGCUGGGGUAUGACUUGGAGCAUAAUUUAUCCAUGUUUUUUAGCUUGAGGCAGCUUUGUCCUCAUGUGAGAACUGUGGGUCCUUUAUAGGGGCCGAGGCGUUUCCCUUGUGCUUUGGGGAUUCAUUCAGCCUGUGCUAAACACUGAAAUAAUCUAAAAGCAUGGAAGCUACAGGGCAGAACAGUUCAAAACACUAGGAGCUGAGGUUAGGCCAAGAUUUCCUGUCACUGCUGAGCCAGCUGAAAAAAAGAGUGUCCUGAACAUGGGAAUUAAAGCAAGAAGGUGAGGUUGAGAGAGAUGAUUCUGCCCCUCUGCUCCACUCUGUUGAGACCUCACCUGGAAUGUUCUGGGAUCCCCAGCACAGGAAGGACAUGGAUCUGUUGAAGCAAGUCCAAAGGAGGCCACCAAGAUGUUCCAAGGGCUGGAGCUCCUUUGCUGUGAGAGGCUGAGAACUGAUGUUUAGCCUGGAGAAGAGAAGGCUCUGGGAAGACCUUAGAGCCCCUUCCAGUGCAUAAAGGUGCUCCAAGAGAGCUGGAGAGGGACUUUGGAAAAGGAUCUGGAGUGACAGGACAAGGGGAAACGGCUUCCUGCUGCCAGAGGGCAGGGAAAGAUGGGAUAUUGGGAAGGAAUUCUUGGCUGUGAGAGUGGUGAGGCCCUGGCACAGGAUGCCUAAAGAAGCUGUGGCUGCCUCAUCCCUGGAAGUGUCCACAGUCAGGUUAGAUGGGACUUUGAGCAACCUGAGAUAGUGGAAGGUGUCCCGUCCUAUGGCGGGGGGUGGAACUGGGUGAGCUUUAAGGAAUCUUUCAACCCAAACCAUUCUGGGAUUCUGUGAUUUAAAUGACUCAAGCUGACAUUAUUAUUCUGUGGCAUUCCCGUGUCUGAGGUUGCAGAUGAGCAUCAAUGCUGUGGAUAAAUAUAGGAGUUAAAGAUUAUAGCAAAAAAGACUUUUUUCAUUGCAAUAAGACUGGCAUAUUUGGAGCAAAAAGCAGCAGUCGUGACAACACAUUGUUUCUCUUUCCUCCAGAGCACAGCUGUGUUUUCCACUGCUCUGUCCACAUUAUGGCUAAUUUGGAAUCCUUCAUCUGAAAAGCCAUUUCUAUGGAUGAAAUUGAGCACUUCAAUAUUUGCAAAGAUGCUGUGGAGCUUAAUUAGUUACCAGCAAUAUUUUAUCUUAUGGGUCCACUUUGAAAAGAAAAUCUUAAAUGCUGGAGAGAUGACACAAGGAUGUGACAGAAAUAAACACAAGUUACAGGAGCAGCAGGAGGAGGCAUUAAACGAUUCGCUAUCUAGAGUAUCAAAGUCUAACGAUUAAAAUAUGUACUAAUUCGUA